UCACUCCCUCGCCCACACUCCAGUCCUGUAGGGGGCGGUAAUGUACCGUAAGUUAGUUUGCCAACCGCCAAUAAAACUAAAAAAAGAAAAUUACUUAUUAUUAUCUCUCUUCCUUCGCAUUGCCAAUAUUCUGUACAAACCGCGCUUUUCGGAUGGAUUCCCCGUGCUGCUAGCUUGUUAUGCUAGAUAGUGCUGCUUCUAGUUCGUCUUUCCAGUCACUCUCAAUGGACGACCGCCUCUAAGGUUGUCUAACAUUAUUUACCCUUACUUGGGAACAAUGGCGACCCAGAGAGCACUUCCUCAGAGUAAAGAAACUCUUCUUCAGAGCUACAACCAGAGACUUAAAGAUGACAUCCGGUCCAUCCAGGACAACUUCACCGAAAUUAUCAAAACGGCAAAGAUAGAGGAUGAGACGCAGGUUUCUCGAGCAACUCAGUCAGAGCAGGACCAUUAUGAGAUGCAUGUACGAGCAGCUCACAUCGUACGUGCGGGCGAGUCCUUGAUGAAACUGGUGUCGGACCUAAAGCAGUUUCUGAUCCUGAAUGACUUCCCUUCGGUGAACGACGCCAUCAGCCUCCAGAACCAGCAGCUGCGCUCGCUGCAAGAGGAGUGCGACAAGAAGCUGACCUCGCUACGGGACGAGAUCGCCAUCGACCUGUACGAACUUGAAGAAGAAUAUUACUCCUCCAGGUACAAGUAGGCUCAUACUCGCCACACACCCCCCACCCAUCCCGCCGCUGCCACCAUCGUCAUCAUCAUCCAUCUCUUGCUGUGAGUGAGCGGUGAACACACACCAUAGUAACAUAGUGGCUCUACCCAAAUAUUCUCAUGCUUUAUGUUUACUUCUCCAUGAAAUGUUUCAUUUGUUCAACUCAGACCAAAGUUGAGCUUUCCAAAGAGUGAACAGACUACCAGAAGGAUAAAUUCAGCGCUGAAAAUAUGAUAGCAAAGCAAGUACUGUACGUCUCAACAUUUGGCGGAAAAGGUCAUGUUUUAAUACAUUAUUAUCAUUAAACUAGACGGUAAAAGUAUGUUUAUUUAUGGACAAAUUUGUUGUUGAUCAGAAAAUGCAGAGUUCCCUGGAUCACUAAACACCAUUUGUUCAAGACAAGUACUGCUCUUAAAGAAACACUGCACUUUAAAAAAAAAAUGCCCACAAUCCCUUUGUGGGACAAGAACACACGUCUUUCUCUUUUUUGUGUAAUCUAAAUUUUAAAAUACGGCUAGUACUAGACGGCUAACAAUGUAGCUAAUGGGGGAGUCUAUAAAGCCCUUUCAAAAAACCGCUAACAAAACAGCAUUUACCAUAACCUGCUUUAUAUAGAUAGGUAUAGCUCGGUUGGUAGAGCGGCCGUGCCAGCAACUUGAGGGUUGCAGGUUCGAUCCCCGCUUCCGCCAUCCUAGUCACUGUCGUUGUGUCCUUGGGGAAGACACUUUACCCACCGGCUCCCAGUGCCACCCACACUGGUUUAAAUGUACAAAUUAGAUAUUUGGUUUCACUAUGUAAAGUGCUUUGAGUCACUAGAGAAAAACUGCUAUAUAAAUAUAAUUCACUUCACUUCACUAUUAUAAGAGCUUACGCCAAUUAACUACUUUUAGUGGUGCCUUGAUCAUGAGAGGUAACUAGCUGAUUCAUCACCUCUAAAGUUGGUAAAAUAUAAUUCUAGAUUGUAAAUCAGGGGUCCACAAACAUUUGGAUUGGGGGGGCUGUUCCUGGUUGAAAAAAAUCAAUUUUCUGAGAGCGAAGAUUUCACGUUAUUGAUGGGAAAAUGCAUUUUUAGACAAUAUGAGCACCGAGAGUAACAAGUGGUAGAAAAUGGAUUAAAAAGGACACAUUAAAAUAAUAAUAAUAAUAAUAAAAAAUAAAAAUAUAUACUGUAUAUAUAUAUAUAUAUAUUUAUUAUUUUUUGACUUGGGACUUCCCGGCCUGUGGGCCGUAGUUUGGGGAACCCUGUUCUAAAUCAUGCCUCUCACUUGUAUUGUAGAAGGUUGUGGCCAUAAACCGAGAAGUUGGGCAACUUUGAAAUUCAAUUUUGUCCAGAAGACAUCAUAAGGAAGACGCAACAAUAUGCUGGUUUUCUCCCACUUUUUUUCUUUUAAACAAGAAGAGUGAGAAUUAUGAUGAAUUAAUCAUCUGAACGGAGAAUUCAAAUCUUGUGCUGAACGAUUUAAACAUCCAAUCAGUCGGCAUCCCUGUGAGAGCGGCCAUUGUUCAGUAGGUGAUAGUUUUAUUAAAGUAGGUGAUAGUUUUAUUAUGUUCGUAAUUUGUUUUUCUUGUUUAGCACUUAGCAAUCAGUGUUACCUGAUACUUAGUGUUUCUCGAAAGCUAGCACUGCUUAUCACACAGCUUAUAAAACGUAUAGCUCAUCAUCCUUAUUAUUCAGGCUUAAAUUACAAGGUUCUGGAUCAUCAUUUGUUCCAAAAUAGUUUAUAAUGGCUCUCAUGAAGUCUGCCAUGGUUGCUUGUAUUUGUUAUUGUCAAAUAUUCUGAUACAGCGUUUAUUUUGCAUAAAUAUGACGACAGACACGCUAAAUGGAUUGAGCUCCUUAUUCUGCUCACUUAAGGGGACACAAUCCUCUGCACACGAGUUUACUAGAUCAGCUUUUCAUGUGUUCUCAAGUUUGCCUAUUUUAGUAAAAUCAAUGUGUCUCUGAAAUGCUUACAAUGACCAAAAUACAUAAAAAUUACAUUUUAUGAAUGAGCUUGUAACUAUAUUACACAUACUGUAUACUUAGUGUGUAUAUAAAAAUAUGAUUUAUUAUUAUUUAUUUUUUUUAUAACGCUUUAUAGGCGGAAUAAAUUGAAUCCCAUUACAUGCUUUGUUAGCCACCUAUUGCUUGCAAUUAUUUACCAGUUAGAAUGCAUAAAACAAAAAUGACGUGUUCUUGUCUGACACAGGGAUUGUGAAUGAUGGACAAAAUGAAUACAAGAAAAGUGCAGUACCCCUUUAAAUCAAAGGUAUACUAUAAUAUAAAAUGCACACAAUGACUGUUUUAUUUGGUUCACAUUGGGUCAUCCUGUAUCGAUCCGUUGUGGUGAAGAAGGAGCCGAGUCGGAAGGCAAAGCUCUCAAUUUACCGGUCGAUCUACGUUCCCAUCUUCACCUAUGGUCAUGAGCUUUGGCUUAUGACCGAAAAGACAAGAUCACGGGUAAAGGCGGCCGAAAUGAGUUUCCUCCGUCGGGUGGCGGAGCUCUCCCUUAGAGCUACGGUGAGAAGUUUAAAGUAAAGCCGCGGGUCAGGAUGCCACCUGGACGCCUCCCUAGGGAGGUGUUUAGGGCACGUCCGACCGGUAGGAGGCCACGGGGAAGACCCAGGACACGUUGUGAAGAUUAUGUCUCCCGGCUGGCCUGGGAACGCCUCGGGAUCCCCUGGGAGGAGCUGGACCAAGUGGCUGGGGAGAGGGAAGUCUGGGCUUACCUGCUUAGGCUGCUGCUCCCGCGACAUGACCUCGGGUAAGCAGAAGAAGAUGGAUGGGUCAUUUUGAGUUAGAAACCCCUUUUUGCCUCUGAUAUAUUUCUCCUGUUGCAGCACAUCACAUCUGUUGAAUGGCGACUGUAGUAGACUACUUUAGGGCUGUAAACUCAAAACGGUUCAAUGACCGUCUUCACUAUGUCACAUUUUGUGUUGAACAACCCAGAGUGUCGUCAGCUUCCCUACAACUCUGAACAGGGUUCUCGAUGGAUCCACACUUUUAUCAUGUUGAAUUCUCACCCAUGUGAACGUGCAAAGGUUCAAAGAACUUUAGUCAUAUCAGCACACAUGAGAUGGCACGAAAUUUAGGUCUGAUUUAGCCCCUGAUUAACAAAAUAAUGAUAGAAUUUACAUACUUGAAUAGAAAUGGAUAGAAAUAGAGUAGGUUAUAAAUAUCAUGAACAUUUUAAUUUUCCUGAAGGAAUUAAUAAAGUACUAUCUAUCUAUCUAAAAGUAAUGGACUGACUCAAACUGGUGGGACUAAGCAUCAGUUUUCCUGUCUUAUAUUGUACAAAUCGUAGCUUUAAUUUAUGAGUGUUGUUUUUUAUGGUUGGAGUCUCCGUUUUCAGGGCUCCUUGUGUUGUGCUAUCAGAGAUUCUUAUUAGUCUGUAACUGAUACUGAUUCCACAGAUUUCAAAUGAGUGAUCUAGGAAGUGUGCAUUUAAGGUUGUGAUCCACCUCCACAAGCCCAGGUGGUGUGACUAAAAGCGGACUACAUUUUCGACUGUGGAUUUAUUAUAAAUUUGAAAAUCGUAUUUAUUAGGGAAAUCCCUGCCAUUCAAAUGCAAUUUCAUGCUUCCUUUUGAAAUCCACAAAGGGGACCUAAGGUAUUGUAAUCUAUAUGUAAAUCACUUUCUUGUGGGUAAGAUAAUAUGUAUUGGAUAUUCUUUGGUGUAAAGUAUGCGUGAAUUUUGCUCCACGGUCACAAAUUUUAACCUACUUUCUGCGUAAGUCUGGAAGAUGUUUGUAGAGGCGCUCCUAGAUUACAAAUGUAACCAUGCCCCACCCUUUCUAAAGGUAACAUAAUAUAUCUUUAGAAAAUUGACUUUAACUAUAUAUCUUAAAGUCAUCAUUACUAUUUUUUUACAUACAUGGUUGAAAAUUAGCUUCAUAAACUGCAUAUAGAUUCACUCGGUUACAACAUUAACUACACCUGCGCGCACACUGAUCAAUUAAGAACUUCAUAAAAAAAAGUUAUUUAUCUCAGAUUAGAGGAAAAUAAUAUUCUAGCCCACAUUUUUUGUAUUUCCUUAAAGCCUGAAGCAGAAGAGGACGGGCUCCUCCCCCUCUGGCUGAGGGCUUAAUGUCCAAAUAAGUAUGUCCACCAAGCCGCGACGUCACAACGUAGCAAGACUGUAAAACCUGCAAACAGCGCAUGAACCUUAUGAUUUGAUGGUUUGUUUUUUACACAACUAUCCAACACUGUAAUAAGAUUUAUAAGUCAGAAAAGGCUAACUUUAUCAUAGGUGCCCUUUAAACACAAGGGUGAGACCGUUUUGUUAAACAUUUUGUUCCCGUGCUGUGCCAAAAAUUAACAGCACCAUUUGGCCUUAAUGCCAAGAUACAUGGCAUCCGGAAACUGCCCAAAGAUACUGUAAGUGUGCCAAGCUCCUGGCAUCAUAUUCAAAAAGACUUCCGGCUGUAAUUUCUGCCAAAGGUGCAUCAACAAAGUUUAGAGCAAAGGCUGUGAAUACUUAUGUACAUGUAAUUUACUUAAUACAUUCGCAAAAAAAAACAUGUCACAUUGUUAUGGGAUAUUGUGUGUAGAAUUUUGAGGGGGGGAAAAUUAUUUAUUCCAUUUUGGAAUAAGGCUGUCACAUAAAAUGUGUGUCGUGAAUACUUUCCGGAUGCACUGUACAUACAGUACAGGGCAAAAGUUUGGACACACCUUCUAAGUCACAACACAACUGAUGGUCUCAACUCCAUUGACAAAGCAAGAAAUUCCACUAAUCAACCUUGAAGCUCAUCAAGAGAAUGCCAAGAGUGCCCCAAGCUGUAUUCAGAGCAAAGGGUGGCUAUUUUGAAGAAACUAGAAUAUAAAAGAUGUUUUCAGUUAUUUCACCUUUUUUUGUUAAUAACGCCACUUGUUCAUUCUUAGUUUUGAUGCCUUAAGUGACAAUCUACAAUGUAAAUAGUCACAAAAAUAAAACCCAUUGAACGAGGUGUGUCCAAACUUUUGGCCUGUACUAUAAAUAAGAACCAUGAGAAUGCAGUACCGUUACACCCUUAUCAAAUGAAACUCUAAAAGUCCUUUUAAUCGCUUGUCUUUACUAAUGUGGUCUUCUGUUUAUACUUCAAUAGAUCAGCUGUGCUUGUCUAAAUGCACUGCAUAGUGGUUUUGUGAGUACAUAUUAAACCCAGGAGAGGUUCAACACGUGUACCUAAUUAAGUGGCCUUUGUAUAACAUUUUAUAAUUAUUUCUCUGAAUAAUGCAUCAAAUAAGUGACAUUUUGAGGGACUGUUACAGUUUGAUGUUGAUUUGAGAUCAAAUCUGAAGUGGUGAGUAGAUGUUUAGUAAUUUGGUUUUCCCUUAAUGGCCUUUAUGCUUGUGACUCAGGUGCUCAAAAAUAAACAUUAAAACUUUCACAUGGUUGAA
Molecule: messenger RNA, 6068 nt
Organism: Nerophis ophidion (straightnose pipefish)
Lineage: Eukaryota; Metazoa; Chordata; Actinopteri; Syngnathiformes; Syngnathidae
Gene: med22
Product: mediator complex subunit 22
Exons: 4
Coding region: 278-700 (140 amino acids)
Biological process (GO): regulation of transcription by RNA polymerase II
Cellular component (GO): mediator complex
Molecular function (GO): transcription coregulator activity
Source: RefSeq, a predicted model, not a curated record